UAUCGGACUUACAGCGAUUUACCGGGGGAAACUGUUCCCAGAACACCUAUAUAUCUUAAAAAGUUGAAAAUCAAGUGCUUGACCUUUCGAUACAGUGGUGCGUUGCGGGUAAUAACCGUGAAGGGAACACGCAGCUGUUAUAGUGGCGGUACGCAUUGUUGAACACACACUCCAAAAAUACUCCACGGACGGGCGUUGGCCCUGGUGCCUGGCUGCUUUGCAUAGCCUGGGUUACUCUAACGGGAGUUCAGUCGUGGCUGAUGUUGAGGAGUUCAGUGUCGUUGAUUAACAUGUAGCAGAUUGGUCUUAGUGAAGAUGAUAACGUUACAUUUGGCAAAUUCUCUGAGAUUUGGAUAGCAUCUCUAUGUAAUUAUCAGUGAGGAUCCCCGUGUGGCCCCCACUUACACACACACACACACACACACACACACACACACACACACACAUUCAUACAGAAAGAGAGAAACACACACACAUACUGUACACGCACACACAGCCUGGGUGAGCUCAGUUGGCUCACACACACACACACACACACACACACACACACACACACACACACACACACCCCUACACACCUGUUUGCCAUGGAGGUGUGUGAGGACAUGCUGGACAGGGAGCUGACCCUGACUGUGCUGCUGCCCGGAGGCACAGAGGAGACGGCCACUGUACAUGGGAGUAAACCAGUGAUGGAUGUACUGGUCACACUCUGUGGCGAGUAUCACCUGAACCCCUCCGAGCACAUCAUGGAGCUGGUGUCGCCCAAUCAGAAUCACAUCAAGUUCAAGCCCAACUCUCUGAUUGGCUCCCUGGAGGCUGAGCAGGUGGUCCUAAGGCACCGAGGAGAGGACGAAAGGACCAAGAGGAAAGGCCCCUACAUGCCAGAGGUGUCGGUGCGUCUGAUGAUCUUCUACAGGCGAGUGCACCGGGCGGUGGUGCGCGUGAGCCCCAAAGUGCCUCUGAGCGAGCUGCUCCCCGCCAUCUGUGACAAGUGCGAGUACGACCCCGAGACCACCCUCCUCUUCCUCAACAGCCAAUCGGAGGAGCCGCUGGACCUCACUAAAUCACUCAAUGACCAUGGGAUCAGGGAGGUGUUCGCCAAGGACACGAAAGUCAUUAACCUCCCGGAGCCCGUGGCUACCACUCCAGACAGUGAGGCCUCCAAGGAAAAUAAAGUCCCGCCUGCCAAAGACAAGAGUGAGAAGGGGAAGGAGAACAAGAGCUUCUUCAGUUUCUUUAGAAUAGCUAAGAAGAAAACAGAAAAGGACGUGUCUGCGAGCGCCCCGACCUCCCCUCUGCUCCAUAAGCAGCGCACUCUCAGCCUGAGCUUCCUGACCUCGCGCUGCAGCACGCUGCCCUCGGAGAAGUCCAAGAAGAGGCGCGCGCCGCUGCCGCCCCUGCUGGCCUCCCAGAGCUUCCCCGCCGACCUCAACACCAGCCAGCCCGCGCUCGCCGCCGACCACUCUGGGAAAGAGACCACACUCAGUCACAGCUCCUCCAGUGAGUCUUCCCUGAAGAGAACCAAGCGGCGAGCCCCGCCUCCCCCUGCCCUCCCCCCGCCUCCCAGCCCCCCGCCAGACGACGACACCCCAGAGGACCACGCCCCUAAAGACGUCUUGGGUAAUUUGGCUCCUGUGAGGGAGGUUCCAGAGGAAACCCUGAAUGAAGACCGAUCAAUAAACUAUCCCGUCACAGCGCUUAUACACCACGCAGUGAAUGGUACAGGGGGCUGUCUGUGUGAAGAACUGCAUCACAACGACAAGCCCCGUGAAGAGUGCUCAGUGUGUGUGGAGUGUGAGUCCAGGAAGUCCGAGUGUGACGGACCCACACCCGGUGGUCAGCCGGAGGAGCCAGCGGAGUCCGCAGCUUCGCCCUCUCGCCGGACGCCGUCGGCCGGCUCCAGCAGUCACAACAGCCCCAGCUGGGUGGGCGCGGGCUCGUCGUCCGGGCGAAAGCUGCGGAGCAGCGGGAGCAUCGGGAGCGGCCUGACCACCUUCACCGUCAUCCCCAGACUGAGGGACAGGGAGAGGCAGCACAGGAGCUACCAGCUGGAGAAGCAGCGCUCUUUGGACUGUCCAGGGUACCAUGCAGAACAGGUAGAGCCAAGCAGCAGGUCCACAGGAAAUGUACGUGAAGGAAGUGCCUCAGAAUCAGCAGAUAAAAGCAAGGACUGGAGGGCCCCUGCCACCAAACCGAAGCCCAUCAGUGGAGUCCCGUUCUGGGCCUCACAGAGGAGCACAGCGGGUCACACCUCCCUCAUGCAGGAGCUUCAGAAGAGGGUCCCGGUUCUAGAUGGAGAACCACGUCACCGGAACACAGACGGGGCAGAGGAAAAGAGGAAGUGUGAUGAGAGGGAGGAUCAGGGGGGAAGAAAUGUAGAAAGAAAGGAGGAAGAGAAAAAAGAAGAGAGCGCAGAUGAGUGGGAGGAGGGGAAGGUGUGUCAUGAAGAUAGGAUGGAACUAGAGAGAGAUGAGGUAGAGGUGGAAGUAGAGGAAGAGGAAGAAGACCAGGAAGAGGAGGAAGAAGACAAGGAAGAGGAGGAUGAGGAAGAAGGAGAAGAAGAUGAGGGAUUUGAUGGCAGCGAGAAAGAGAGCAUUGAGGAUGAUGUUGUCGAAGAUGACGGAGGUGAACAGGAAGAGGAGGAGGAGGGAGAAGAAAAACGAGAAGAGGAUGAAGACGAGGGUGAGGAGGAGGAGGAGGAAGAAAAGGAAGACAGCUUCCCCCCACCUCCUCCGCCUGUCCUCUGGAAAGAGAGCACUAAAGAGAGUCAGUACUCCCCUACCGAGGCCCAACACCACCCAGUGGACCUGUCCUCCACCCCUGGGUCCUGUGGCCCGGGGAGGCUGCCCGCGUCCGAGCCCCCGGGGGGGCUGUCUCUCUUCGCCCUGGCUGUUGCCCAGAGGGCCCAGCGCUUCACUCAGGCCUUUAACACCAACCGACGACGGCCUGCUCACCCAGAGAGCCCCUACAGCAACGGCUGUGUACCCACUGACCUCUGCUAAGGGGAGGGAACCUGAGGCUGACCUUGCGAUGACCUUCCCGCGUUUGUUUAUCCGCCUGAUAUUCCUGAAGAAGCCUUGAAUGGAAGUUCAAUCAGCAAUCAGCAAUGACACACUGUCCCUGCCAUGAAAAACAUGACAUGAGACAACGGAGCAUGGAUGUUUUCACGGUAACCAAACCACCAAACACGGGUGAAUUAGGAUGGAUGUCUCAGUCCUUGUGAGUGGGGAAGGGUAUGAUGGAAGAUGUCUUGGUCUUUUCUAAGUUAUUUUCUAGUCUGUAAAAUGUACAUUCCAAGCUUGCUUAUUGCUUACAGUACACUGGUGUAUUUAUGCUACGUUUUGGUGUGUGGUAUUUCUGCAUUUUUGGCACACAAACAGAUUAUUUUUUUACUUUAUUGUUUUUUACUGGACUUUAUCUGAAUCAUUUAUGUCUCGGUUCUAUCACUUGUUUUGCUACUGUGCAUAAAUAAAGCAUUGAAAAUACCCUCA
Molecule: messenger RNA, 3491 nt
Organism: Sardina pilchardus (European sardine)
Lineage: Eukaryota; Metazoa; Chordata; Actinopteri; Clupeiformes; Clupeidae
Gene: cobll1a
Product: cordon-bleu WH2 repeat protein-like 1a
Exons: 12
Coding region: 588-3002 (804 amino acids)
Molecular function (GO): actin monomer binding
Source: RefSeq, a predicted model, not a curated record